UCCGCUGUGUGUUCCUGAACUCCGUGUAAGCCAAAUAAAGCUCGGUUUGUUUUGAAACCGGUGCUAGCAAACAGGACUCGCAGUCUCGCGCGACUUCACCACAAGAAUCCAUUCAUUGUCCCGGAUGUCGCGAGAGUUGUACGCAUACGCGCUCUCUCUGCAGUCGCCAGGCGCUUGUUGUUGUGCGUGCGGUGCCGGCUGGUUUUUAGGAAGAAUAUGGCGGACGAGUUCGGUAACGGGGACGCGUUGGAUUUGCCAGUGGGAAAGGACGCAGUUAAUUCUUUGAUCCGGGAGAACAGUCAUAUAUUUUCAGACACCCAGUGUAAAGUAUGCAGUGCAGUGCUAAUUUCGGAAUCUCAAAAGCUUGCACACUAUCAGAGCCGGAAACAUGCAAAUAAAGUACGCCGCUAUAUGGCGAUAAACCAGGGGGAGGACUCCGUUCCUGCAAAAAAGUUUAAAGCAGCGCCUGCUGAGAUCAGCGAUGGAGAAGACAGAAGCAAGUGCUGUCCCGUAUGCAACAUGACAUUCUCUUCCCCGGUUGUCGCUGAAUCCCAUUACAUCGGAAAAACACACAUCAAAAAUUUAAGGCUGCGGGAGCAAGGAGGAGUAAAGGAAGGUAUGGUGAACCAAGCAAAAAAAACACGCACGCCAACUGUAGCAACAAAAAGUGAUAAUAAGAUGGAUCAUUCGGAUCGUGCAAAGUUCUGUAAGCUCUGCCACUCCACAUUUAAUAACCCCCUAAUGGCAGAACAGCAUUACGCAGGAAAGAAACACAAGAAACAGGAGACCAAAACACAGAUCAUGACUAUAUACACCAGCUCUGGGCAAACGCCAGCACAAGCUCCUAUUCCUCUGAAUUUAAACUCUCCCAUGCCAGGCUCAGGAUCAGCUGGGAAAGGUUUUUCAUGUGACAAGUGUAACAUUGUGCUGAAUUCAAUUGAGCAGUAUCAAGCCCAUGUCAGCGGAGCUAAACACAAGAAUCAAUUAAUGUCCAUGACACCAUUGUCUGAGGAAGGUCACCAAGCAGUUGUAGCCCCUUCAGCAAUUGCAUCAGGAUCAGCUGGGAAAGGUUUUUCAUGUGACACGUGUAACAUUGUGCUGAAUUCAAUAGAGCAGUAUCAAGCCCAUAUCAGUGGAGCUAAACACAAGAACCAUUUAAAGUCCAUGACACCGUUGUCUGAGGAAGGUCACACAGCAGCUGUAGCCCCUUCAGCAUUUGCAUCAGGAUCAGCUGGGAAAGGUUUUUCAUGUGACACGUGUAACAUUGUGCUGAAUUCAAUAGAGCAGUAUCAAGCCCAUAUCAGUGGAGCUAAACACAAGAAUCAUUUAAUGUCCAUGACACCGUUGUCUGAGGAAGGUCACACAGCAGCUGUAGCCCCUUCAGCAUUUGCAUCAGUAUCAGCUGUGAAAGGUUUUUCAUGUGACACGUGUAACAUUGUGCUGAAUUCAAUAGAGCAGUAUCAAGCCCAUGUCAGCGGAGCUAAACACAAGAAUCAAUUAAUGUCCAUGACACCAUCGUCUGAGGAAGGUCUCCCGUCAGCCGUAGGCCCUUCAGCAUUUGCAAGCCCUCUAUCAGCAGGAGGGGCACUGUCAUCAGGGGGACCAUCAGGUAGAGGUUUUUGUCCUUCUGGAGAUCUAACACCUAAAGGCCCUUCAUCGUUUGGCAGUUUGCCUCCCUUGGGGAGUUUAUUGCCACCUCUUUACCCUCCUGCACACAGCAGUCAGCCAUAUGUCCAUGACGAUACGAUGAGUCCUGAUGGAUAUAAUUAUUUUAAUGAAGACUUUGAGUAGUCCAGCCUCUUUGUGUCAGAGCCAGGGCAUGGUAGGAAGUCAUGGAGACUGGGAUGAGAGUGGGGUUUGGCUUUGUCCUCCUCCUGCUCUUGUCCUACUGCAACACAUAUAUAGAUAAGGGAUCCAGUUCACUCAAAGCAAGACAUUUUAUAACAUCCAAACUAGAUGUGGGCAAAGGUUGUAGUUUAUUCUGAAGUGCAUUUUCCCAUAUGUUUGUUAAUCGUGCAUCAGCGUUAGGGUAGAGUAAAGGGUGUGUAUUUUAUACAGCUACAUAUUAGUAACCAUUCCAGGCACCGCCUCUCCCUACUCUCUACCAACAUAGUAAUGAAUAAAGCGUAAGUAAAGUAAAUGUGAAACUAUCUUGGUCUGACACUGGCUAUGUACAAUCACACUCCAUUAUUUGGAUUUGGCUUGUGAAAGACAGAAAAGCCCCCCAUCCUUUUGUAUUUGAAUUGAAAUUGAAACAAAGAACAAAUAUUUAUGUUGAGAAUAUUGUAGCCAAUUGGCCAUUUACAUGCACAAUUCUGUUGUGGUUCAGUUCCGCUGCUUUACCUGCAAGAAGAGGAAUUUGCCUUGUUCAAUGACUUGAAGCCAUUCUUUUGAUGACGGUUCAGUAGGUGGCGCUACAAGUCCAAAAUGUCUAUACAUUCUUCAAAAAUAGCCAUUUCUUUUGGCUUGUGUGAAAUGUCCUACUUUUAUUUUACAUUUUUACUGUUCAGUGUGUGAAGAAAAUGUAUUCAUUUUGUUCUGUCAUAUUUCUAAUGUAGUAAUACGUUAAAAAUGUGUGUAUUUUAGUUUUACUCAAACUGUUUUAAAAUGCUUAAUAUCCGUUCUG
Molecule: messenger RNA, 2626 nt
Organism: Xenopus laevis (African clawed frog)
Lineage: Eukaryota; Metazoa; Chordata; Amphibia; Anura; Pipidae
Gene: znf346.S
Product: zinc finger protein 346 S homeolog
Cellular component (GO): cytoplasm; nucleus
Molecular function (GO): nucleic acid binding; zinc ion binding; double-stranded RNA binding
Source: RefSeq, marked provisional